AUGAAACCGUCGGUGUUAUACCUGGAUCAUAAGGAGAAGUUCAUUACGCUUCUUGACCAAUUUCUUUCGUCAACGCAUAUACCCAAUUAUGUUGUUGCUGGUUUUGCAAAAAGGCUUUGUCGUAUGCUUCUUCUGGCUCCGCUUGACGCUCAGGAACCAGUAUUAGGAUUGAUCAGAAACUUGUUAACUCGUCACCCCAAUGUCGCCUGUCUCAUUCACCGUGAUGUACCAGAAACUCUAACUGCUGAUCCAUAUGACGAGGAUGAGGUGAGCUUAAGCAAAUGUGAUGCUCUCAGCAGUUCUCUUUGGGAAGUUAAGAGUUUACAAAAACACUGGCAUCCAAAUGUUGCAAAACGAGCGAAUUUUGUUGAAAAAAAGCUCCAACAGGUGGAAUCAUUUGUACGAUUUCGGUGCCAGGAUGAGCUCUUUUCGAAUAUGAUGGCUAAACCAUUCGGCAGUAAAGAGGCUUCUGUGGAAGUUAGGUACAGCCGUGCGCAGAAUGGCUAUACCAACAAUGAUGGUUUCUUAUUAGCUCUGCUGUACUUGUUUGCCAAUGGUUAUCUUAGAAGUAAUGAUUUGCCAGCGAAAUUUCUGCUGGACGAUCAUGACCUCAUCUUUAUUAGCAGAAUUAGGAAGCGCUUUUCAGGAUGGCUCAGACGAUGA
Strongylus vulgaris is the source of this 663-nucleotide messenger RNA. The record is from the annotation of a GenBank genome assembly. NCBI's taxonomy places the organism in Eukaryota, Metazoa, Nematoda, Chromadorea, Rhabditida, Strongylidae.